Rattus norvegicus (Norway rat) is the source of this 1178-nucleotide messenger RNA. RefSeq names its product geminin, DNA replication inhibitor (gene Gmnn). Gene Ontology annotation, biological process: negative regulation of DNA replication; negative regulation of DNA-templated DNA replication; negative regulation of cell cycle. NCBI's taxonomy places the organism in Eukaryota, Metazoa, Chordata, Mammalia, Rodentia, Muridae. Gene Ontology annotation, cellular component: nucleus; transcription repressor complex; nucleoplasm. Gene Ontology annotation, molecular function: histone deacetylase binding; chromatin binding. The record is from RefSeq and is marked validated.
CGACCGGGGCGGCGGGUUAGUCUGCAGGUUCGGGUCGUUUUGGCGCGGUUGGGUCCGGUGUGGUGCCAGGGGCUUGUACGGCUCUCACGCUCGCUGGGAACGGAGCACUGCUGUCUGUGAGUCCGAGGACGCGGGGGGUCGGCGGGCGAGUGCAACUCCGGUAUCGGCAUAGCCGGGUUGGCCCGAAGCCAGGCCUGCUUCUCAGCCACGGAGAACCGGCCGGUGGAGGCGAGGAUAUGAAGGGACCCAAGUCUGGGGACUGGGGACUUGAAGGGACCCGAGUCUCGGCCCUACAGCCAGGCAAAGCUGGGCGAGCUGAGAUGAGGGGCUGCGCCAUUGGUGGGCUGAGAAAUGAAUCUCAGUAUGAAGCAGAAACAGGAAGGAGCCCAAGAGAACGUGAAGAGUAGUCCUGUCCCAAGGAGAACGCUGAAGAUGAUCCAGCCUUCUGCAGCUGGGUCUCUUGUUGGCAGAGAAAAUGAGUUGCCAAAAGGCUUGUCCAAAAGGAAACUUUGGGAUGACCAGUUAACAUCUAAGAUUUCAAGCUGUGGUCCUGAAGCCAAUGAAAAUAACAGUGUUGGAGACCUCACCCAGGAAGCAUGUGAUCUUAUGACUAAAGAAAACCCAUCUUCUCAGUAUUGGAAAGAAGUGGCAGAACAACGGAGGAAAGCUCUCUAUGAAGCACUUACGGAGAACGAGAAACUUCAUAAAGAAAUUGAGCAGAAGGACAGUGAGAUUGCCCGCCUGAGAAAGGAGAAUAAAGACCUGGCAGAAGUGGCUGAGCACGUACAGUACAUGGCAGAGGUAAUCGAGAGGCUGAGUAAUGAACCUCUGGAUAACUUUGAAUCACCGGAUAGUCAAGAAUUUGAUUCUGAAAAAGAAACUGUUGAGUAUUCUGAACCGGAAGACUCAGACACUGGGACAUGUGCUGAAGAGACUGUGUCUUCCUCUUCCGAUGGCACGGCGUGUACAUGAGAUGUGACUGCCCUUUGGUAUAGCUCUUGGUAAAUUAACUACAUGGUGCAAGUGCUGGAAUCCAGGAGUCCUGGGGUUACUAAUACAUUAAAAACAGAUAGUAUGUAUUUUUAACCUGUUUUAUGUAAAUAACAUUUUCAUUUUUGUCAGUGUCAGAUGUGAAUUGUGUAUAUUAAAUAAACUUCAACUUCCUAUUGAACAUUUAU